AUGCUGCUUUACAAUUUUGACGAUGCAAUCAAGGAGGGGGAUGGUGAUCGCAUCUUAAGAUGCUGGAAGUUCAUGCUCUUGAUAUUCAGAGCAUACAAACAUACAAAGUAUGCUUUUGCUGCUUUGCAAUUGUUUUUCUACACUUCAUGCAUGUUAUCAGAGAGAAUGUCACAUUUGUUAGUUUGGAACCGAACUGUGAACAACCAUGGUGGUAAAGGCCGAAAUAUCUCUUUGGACUUGAGGUUAGAACACUUAAAUAAUCUCUUGAAGGAGAUGCUAAGGUGUCUUGGUGUCAAUGUGACAGAAAAAUCAGCUAAACGAUGUGGUGAAGCGAUGUCAAUAUUAGAAGAAAUGCUGCACAAGAUUGAUGUAGAGUUAGGUGUCAAGGAACCUUCUGGGCACCACAUCACAGCAAAUGAUGACCAAGAUUUUGCAGCCCUUGUGAAAGAAAUCCAUGAAAGAGGGGGGCUUUUCUCUUUCAACCCAUCUUCUGAUCGUAACUACGAAAAAUUUCCUGAUUUUCAAAGGAACAUCUUA
This is a messenger RNA of Porites evermanni, 537 nucleotides long. NCBI's taxonomy places the organism in Eukaryota, Metazoa, Cnidaria, Anthozoa, Scleractinia, Poritidae. The record is from the annotation of a GenBank genome assembly.